Eutrema salsugineum is the source of this 2646-nucleotide messenger RNA. RefSeq names its product G-type lectin S-receptor-like serine/threonine-protein kinase At1g34300. Gene Ontology annotation, biological process: recognition of pollen; protein phosphorylation. Bases 1 to 2343 code for a protein of 780 amino acids. NCBI's taxonomy places the organism in Eukaryota, Viridiplantae, Streptophyta, Magnoliopsida, Brassicales, Brassicaceae. Gene Ontology annotation, molecular function: protein serine/threonine kinase activity; ATP binding. The record is from RefSeq and is a predicted model, not a curated record. The transcript has a single exon.
AUGUCGAUAACAUUAACGUCUCUGGAACUAUUUCUUCUUCUCCAUCUUCUUCUUUGUCUCGAUUUCUCUUCUUCUCUCACCAUACCACUCGGAUCUACUCUUCACGCCUCAAAUCGCAACCACUCAUGGUAUUCUCUCAGCUCCGCCUUCUCUCUAUCCUUCAUUCCCGCCGCAAUUCCCGGCUCCUACCUCUUCGCCGUCGUGUUCUCCAACACUGUUCCUAUCUGGUCAGCCGGAAUCGUCGAUUCCGGUGGAUCUUUCCGCCUUCUCCGUUCUGGCUCACUCCGACUCGUCAACGGCUCCGGCGCUACUGUGUGGGACUCCGGCAGCGAAAAUCAAGGAGUUGCUUCCGCCUCUCUCGAAGAUUCUGGAAACUUCGUCCUUCUCAAUCGCAGAAACUCGACGGUGUGGUCUUCCUUUGCUCACCCGAGCGACGUUAUCGUCCCGACGCAGAGUUUCACCGUCGGUAUGUCGCUCCGAUCUGGUUCUUACUCGUUUCAUCUCUCGAAAAAUGGGAAUCUGAAUCUCAAGUGGAACAAUAGCGUAGUGUACUGGAACCUAGGGCUCAACUCCUUAAUAGAUGGUUCGAAUUCGAUUUCAAAUCUCUCGUCUCCGAGUUUUGUUCUGAAACCCAACGGAGUCGCGUCGAUUCUCGAUUCUAAUUUACCAAACGGCGGUGCGAUUUCUGUUUACAGCAGCGAUUACGGAGAAGGAAACGAUGUGUUUAGGUUUUUGAAGUUAGACGACGAUGGAAAUCUGAGAAUCUACAGUGUUUCUAAAGGCAGUGAGAUUCAAACGCAGGGAUGGGUGGCUGUUGUUGAUCAGUGUCAAGUGUUUGGAUUCUGUGGAAGAUUUGGGAUUUGUAGAUACGAUGAUUCGGGUCCCAAAUGCGAGUGUCCAUCGGAGAAUUUUGUUCCUGUAGAUGUGAAUGGUAUGAGAAAAGGUUGUAGAAGGAAAGUGGAGCUUGAGGAUUGUCAUGGUAACGAGGCUAUGCUUGAUUUGGAACACACUAGGUUCUUAACAUACCAACCUGAAGUCUCUGCUCAGCGUUUCACGCUUGGGAUAGAGGCGUGUCGUGUGAAUUGUCUUGUUGGUAGUUUCUGUGUUGCUUCUGUUCCAAUGGCCGAUGGAUCUGGUGUUUGCUUCCUUAAGCCACCUGGUUUCGUUUGUGGCUACAAGAACCCUUCACUUACUAGUACCUCUUCCUUAAAGGUUUGUAAACCAGUUUUACCAUAUUCUUUGAAGAAAAGUGACGAGCGUUGGCCAAUCCGUGUGUGGAUCAUUGCGGUUGUUGUCAUAGCUACGCUUUUGUGUUUGGUUGCAGUAGAGGUUGCUUUGUGGUGGUGCUGCUGCGGAAACAGAAGCAAGUUCGGAGCUUUGUCAACACACCACACUUUACUUGAGUACGCAUCUAGUGCACCCAUGAGGUUCUCUUACAAAGAGCUGCAACGUUGCACCAAAGGUUUCAAGGAGAAGCUUGGAGCUGGAGGUUUCGGCGCUGUGUAUAAAGGCAUGCUCGCAAACAGAACUGUGAUUGCCGUGAAACGAUUGGAAGGGAUAGAGCAAGGAGAGAAGCAGUUUAGAACAGAGGUCGCCACCAUAGGCAGCACACAUCAUUUGAACCUGGUCAGGUUAGUAGGUUUCUGCUCCCAAGGACGCCACAGGCUUCUCGUCUAUGAGUUUAUGAAAAACGGGUCGCUCGACAAGUUCAUUUUCGCGGCGGAAUCUGGGAGAUUGUUGAGUUGGGAGUACCGGUUUUCCAUUGCCCUUGGAGCCGCUAAGGCGAUUCUUUACCUCCAUGAGGAGUGUUCUAAUUGCAUUGUACACUGCGAUAUCAAACCUGAGAACAUUCUCUUGGAUGAAAACUUCAAUGCCAAAGUGUCGGAUUUUGGACUUGCCAAACUCAUACCUAACGACGAUAGAUACUGGAACAUGAGCUGUGUGAGAGGAACCAGAGGGUAUCUAGCACCAGAAUGGCUUGCAAAUCUGCCAAUAACUUCAAACUCUGAUGUUUACAGCUAUGGAAUGGUUUUGUUAGAGAUUGUCAGCGGAAGACGGAAUUUUGAAGUCUCGGAAGAAACAAACCACAAGAAAUUCUCAGAUUGGGCGUACGAGGAAUUCGAAAAGGGUAACAGUGAAGCAAUCUUAGACAAAUGUCUUCACGGAGAUGAAACAGUGGAUAUGGAACAAGUGAGGAGGAUGGUUCAGGCCAGUUUCUGGUGCAUACAAAAGCACACGUCUCAUAGGCCGUCUAUGGGGAAAGUAGUGCAGAUUCUAGAAGGAAUCGUGGAGAUGAGCAAGCCAUUGGCUCCAAAUGCUAUACCCGACGUAUCAGUUACAUAGAACACGAUACACGAGCAGUGUUCUGGCGUUGGCUGCACAGCUCUGCUCCUUUCUUCGUCUUUUUUCCCCACAAAUUGCCAUAAGAAAUUGAGAUGGAGCUUCUUAUUUUGAAGGGACCUACGACAGGCUGAGCAGUCUUUAAAAGUCUUGAUCAAGAAAGAUGACCUGAAAUAGAGCAUAUGGAGUUUCCAGGCAGAGUCUAAGAUACAUUAUACAGAACAGGAAGGAGUUUAGUAUGGGAACUCGACAAUACUUCAAAUCUGCAACUUUAAGAGCUCUUGCUUUCCUUUAUGAUCAAUCCUC